GUCCCAAAAGGGUGGGUCAUCUCUCUGCUGAAUCCUCUUCUAGAACUCCUUACUCCAAGCAACCUUCAUUUCUUUGCAAGGUGAUUUGCGAGCUGCUGUGCCUUGUGGUGAAAUCAUGUUCAGCUCUGCGUUCAAAGCUGAUCGCCUUCGGGUCAACUUGGAACUGGUUGUCAAUCGCCUAAAACUCUUGGAAAAAAAGAAAACCCAGCAGGCCCAGAAAGCAAGGAAGGAGGUUGUCGGUCAUCUGGCUGCUGGGAAAGAUGAACGAGGUCAGAUCCGAGUGGAGCACAUUAUCCGAGAAGACUACCUCAUGGAGGCCAUGGAGAUCCUGGAGCUGUACUGUGACCUGCUGCUGGCUCGGUUUAGUUUGAUCCAGGCCACAAAGGAACUGGAUUCUGGUCUGGCUGAAUCCAUAUCUACGCUAAUCUGGGCAGCUCCUCACCUCCAGUCAGAAGUGCCUAAGUUGAAAAUAGUAUCAAAUCAGCUGUGUGCAAAGUACAGCCAAGAAUAUGGUGAACUAUGUCAAACCAAUGAGAUUGGAACUGUGAGCUCUCAGCUAAUGUGUAAAUUAAAUGUAAACACUCUACCCCAGGUUCUAGUGGAACAGUACCUGAAAGAAAUUGCUAGGAACUAUAAUGUGCCAUCUAAACCCAAGGCAACCAUUAUGGUUGAAGGCCCAACAGACCUCAUCAGUAUUGGGUUUACCAAGGAUGUCAAGAAAGGUGCCCUUGGCAGAGGAGGUGAAACUGUAGCAGGAACUGGUGAUCCACUUGGGACAUUGCCAAUAUCUGUACCAGGGCCCUUACCUGUGCCAUCCCCAGCUCCUAGUUUUUCAUCCCUUCCUCCUGAAAGACAGAAUGUCUCCUAUAAGAAGAAUGAUUUGCUUUCUUCACUGGUUCCUAGUCCAGGACUCGACCCCCAAACUUCUCCAAAGCCAGAAUCAAGAGCCAGGAUUGGUUUUGAUAACUUUAUGCUGCCUGAAUUGCCUGACGUAAAACCUCAAGCAAGCCUAUCCAUUGACCCUUAUGAUUCUGAAGAAGUCGACUUUGAAGAUCUUGACCGGAGACUUGAAAUACUGAAGAAAACCACAUAAUUAUUAGUCCUGGAUUGAGUAUUUGCCUGGGAAUCAGAGCUCCUGGGCACAAAUUUUAAUAUGGCCACCUGUGUGUGGGUCUGAAGUUUUCUCAUUUACAAUCCCUUCCAUUUCUUAAAUUCUAUGGUUCUCUGUCUGUAAUAAAUGUGUAUGUGUGUCUGUGCAUACACAUAUAA
This is a messenger RNA of Ceratotherium simum simum (southern white rhinoceros), 1269 nucleotides long. The record is from RefSeq and is a predicted model, not a curated record. NCBI's taxonomy places the organism in Eukaryota, Metazoa, Chordata, Mammalia, Perissodactyla, Rhinocerotidae.